Loa loa (African eye worm) is the source of this 1464-nucleotide messenger RNA. Its product is annotated as pyruvate kinase. Gene Ontology annotation, biological process: glycolytic process. The record is from RefSeq and is a predicted model, not a curated record. Gene Ontology annotation, cellular component: cytoplasm. Lineage: Eukaryota; Metazoa; Nematoda; Chromadorea; Rhabditida; Onchocercidae. Bases 1 to 1464 code for a protein of 487 amino acids. The transcript has 12 exons. Gene Ontology annotation, molecular function: potassium ion binding; magnesium ion binding; pyruvate kinase activity.
AUGGAAAGGAAAACAGGAAUUAUAUGUACCAUUGGACCAGCUUGUGAAAGUGUAGAUAAGUUAAAAGAAAUGAUAUCAUCAGGCAUGAAUAUUGCACGUUUGAAUUUUACCCAUGGAUCACACGAAGACUAUGCAACUACAAUAAAAAAUAUACACGAAGCAGUGCGAAGUUUUCAUCAAAAGCCAUUAAUUGGAAUUGCUUUGGACACUAACGGACCUGGAAUUCAUACCGGACUUAUCAAUGGAUCCGCUACGGCGGAAAUAGAACUGAAACAAGGCGCAAAAAUUAAGCUUACAACAGACAAGGCUAUGACUUCGAAAUCCAGUGCUAAUGAAUUAUACGUUGACUAUGAGAAUAUGCCUAAAAUUUUGAAUCCUGGGGCGCAUAUAUUCAUCGACGAUGGGCUCAUUUCAUUGGUGGUAGAUAGCAUCCAGGGAAAGGAUAUAAUGUGUACAAUCGAGAACGGAGGCAAAUUAGGUAGUAAAAAAUGUGUCAACCUUCCUGGUAUUAAGUGCGAUUUGCCUGUCGUUACCGACAAAGACAUUAAAGAUUUGAAAUUCGGUGUCGAACAGGGUGUUGAUAUGAUAUUUGCAUCAUUGGUUCGAAACGCUGAAGGCGUCCGUGCAAUUCGACGUAAUCUUGGCGAGAAAGGAAGAAUUAUUAAAAUUAUAGCAAAAAUUGAAAAUCAAGAAGGCAUUGAUAACAUAGAUGAAAUAAUCAGAGAAGCAGAUGGAAUAAUGAUAGCACGUGGUAGUUUGGGAAUUGAAAUUCCCACUGAGAAAGUAUUCGCAGCGCAGAAAAUGUUAAUAGCACGUUGUAAUGCAGCCGGGAAGCCUGUUAUAUGUGCUGCUCAAAUGCUUGAUUCAAUGAUUAAGAAGCCAAGACCUACCCGAGCUGAGGGUACUGAUGUCGCAAAUGCAGUACUAGAUGGCAUUGAUUGCGUCAUGUUGGGCGGUGAAACAGCAAGAGGGGACUAUCCCGUAUUAGCGCUAAUGACCAUGAGUAAGUUAUGUCUGGAAGCUGAAUUAAUCGUAAAUUAUCACGAAGUAUUUCGUGAGGCUCUUCUUUGCAUGAAGAAACCUCCAGAAAUCACACAAACAAUUGCAAUUGCAGCUGUUUCAGCAGCAUUUUCAUGCAAUUCAAGCGCUAUCAUAGUGCUAACUACCACGGGACACUCCGCUAGUUUGGUCAGUCGUUAUCGUCCCAUGGCACCAAUCAUUGCAAUAACCCGAGAAGAGCAAGCUGCUCGACAAAUGCAUUUGUUUCGUGGUGUACAUCCAAUACUUUAUACUGAGCCAAAAAAUGAGGACUGGAAGGCUGAUAUUGACCUACGAGUGGCUCAAGGUAUAAAAGAAGGACAGGCUCAUAGUUUUAUAAAAUCGAAUGACUUGAUCAUCAUUAUCACAGGAUGGUCUAAAGGAUCCGGACAUACAAACACAAUGCGCAUUAUCAGAGUACCAUGA